Coniophora puteana RWD-64-598 SS2 is the source of this 2441-nucleotide messenger RNA. RefSeq lists its product as uncharacterized. Gene Ontology annotation, cellular component: microtubule; membrane; cytoplasm. The transcript is spliced from 12 exons. The record is from RefSeq and is a predicted model, not a curated record. Gene Ontology annotation, molecular function: GTPase activity; microtubule binding; GTP binding. Bases 29 to 2278 code for a protein of 749 amino acids. Lineage: Eukaryota; Fungi; Basidiomycota; Agaricomycetes; Boletales; Coniophoraceae.
CGGAACGGGAGAAACUACCCUUCCACUCAUGUCGUCGCGACCAUCGUCCCCUACGGCGCGUGCGUUUAGCUCGCCACCGUCUACAACGUCUACCGAUCCAGAGCUGCUUGACGACAUCGAGCUCUUUACGACGGAAUAUGCAUUCAGACGGCGCGAGCUCAUGGACCUAAUCAAUGACCUCCGUGCGAUGGGAGCGGAGGUCCUGAUUGAGUUACCCUCUGUGGCGGUUAUCGGUGGCCAAUCCGCUGGAAAGAGUUCUCUAGUCGAAGCCGUGAGCGGAAUCAACGUCCCAAGGGACAGCGGAACGUGCACACGGUGCCCAAUGGAGUGUACCAUGUCCAGUGCGACCUCGGAAUGGUCUUGUACCAUUACGAUUCGCACAGACUACGAUUCGAAUGGACGACCUCUUCCUCAGUCCCGCAUUAUACCCUUUGGCCGACCGCUUACCAACAAGAACGAUGUCGACAUAUGGCUCCGCCGCGCCCAGGCUGCAGUUCUGAACCCCUCAGACCCUCCGCAUCGGUUCUACAAGAAGAACUACCAGGAGCUCAAGGAUUUCAACAGCUCGGGGACGCUCAAGUUCUCGCGCAAUGUUGUCUGCGUGUCCAUCCUUGACCCGGAGGCUACCGACCUGUCAUUCAUCGAUCUCCCCGGUCUUGUGCAAAACGAAGAGGACGAUGUCAUUGAGCUUGUUCGCAACUUGGUCGAAGCAUACAUUCAGAAGGACCGGACGAUCAUCCUUACUACGAUACCGAUGACUGACGACAUUGAGAACCAGCAGUCCGUGAGACUGGCCAGAGCCGCAGACGGAGAAGGACGACGAACAAUAGGUGUCCUCACGAAGCCGGAUAUGCUCGGAGACGGGGCUAUAGGUGCGCGGCGCAAGUGGCGAGACGUCCUAGAAGGACGCGCUCAUCGCCUACGCCACGGAUACUAUUGCAUGCGCUUCCCCGACGAUGCCGAGAGGGACGAAAAGAUCAGUCGCGCCGAGGCGCAGAAACGCGCGAUAGAGUUCUUUGAUAGGACGGGCCCCUGGUGUGAUAUCCCCGACAGAGGCCGAUUUGGUGUACCGGGAUUCGUCAAUGACGUUAGCAAACUUCUGUGCCGAUUAAUCGAGGACUCUCUCCCAAACAUCAAGGCGAAGGUCGACGAACUCUUCGAUGAGACCACCGCCGACAUGAACGCACUUCCCAAGCCCCCCAGUCUGGACGCACGCAUUGAGGUUCUCACGCGGAUCAACAACUUCUGCGAGAGGUUCAAGGAGGCCGUCUUCGGCACCAGCGACUACAAGAAGCUUGCUCAGCGUAAUCGUGCGGUGUAUGCCAUCUUCAAGCCUGCCAUCCGCAGUACUGCACCAGAGUUUCGUCCCUUUCCGGGACAGGCGUUCGAGUACAGCUCAGUGGGCGACAUUCAGGAGGUUCGGGACGACGUCACAUGGACGAAUGAUCCGCGUGUCACUCCGAUGGCGCUGUUUGAUAUCCGCAAGGUCAUCCACGAAUCCACGACGUGGGAGCUUCCUGGAAACGUGCCCUUCGAGGCAAAAGCCAGCCUCAUCCGGAGCUUUGUCUCUCUUUGGGAGACCCACGCCAAUGCGUGUUUCGCGUCUAUCUGUGAGAUCCUGAACAGCGUCGUCGAAGAGUUUGUCAAGGAGCACUUUGGCCGGUUCAAGGCUCUCGAGAACCACGUCAGCAAUUGCAUCGCUCAGGAGCUCAAGACCUGUGUUGAGGAGGCCCGCCAAGCCGUGAAGGACACGCUGACGCAGGAGCUGUCACCGAGCUUCACCCAGGACACGCUUACAUACAACAACUUGCGGGGGUCCUGGUUGAGUCACUUCAGGUCAUAUUACAACUCGCAUACGAGUUAUCACACGGGAGUACCGGGGGGCGCUCAGAUUGAGGCCGUAGCAGACCCUCUUCGAGCGGUCGUUCAAAGCGGCUUCGAAGGGCUGACUUCCGCGGACGUCGCGAAGCUCGUCCCUGGGGGCAGCUUCGAGGACGAGUUCGUGGUCAUGGCGGACGUCCGCGCUUACUUCCAGGUAGCAUACAAGCGAAUCAUCGACCACCUGCCGCUCACCAUCGAGCACACUCUACACCGCUCGUUGUCCGCCCGUCUCUCCAAGAGCUUGCUCACGAGCGUGAUGAGCACGUCCGACUUCACGGAGCAGGCGGAGAAGCUUAUCAGCGAGGACCCGGUUGUCGCCGCCCGCAGGCUUGCCCUCGAAACGAGAAUGAAGCGUCUCAUCGACAUCAAAGUGCGCUUGAGCACCUUCGUGUUCUGAUUUCUGAGCCCCCUUGUUCGUUUGUUGUCCUGCCGCAGCCGAACUCGUGUCGUCGUUCUGUAGAACUACCGUUUCCCAUUUUCCACCAAUCUUCUAGACCUCUCGUGUACAGUUUGUAAUGCUAGUCAUGUAGGCGCCAUCUGAAAUGAUAGCCCGAUUCUGU